Fundulus heteroclitus (mummichog) is the source of this 2781-nucleotide messenger RNA. RefSeq names its product tripartite motif containing 47 (gene trim47). The transcript is spliced from 8 exons. Lineage: Eukaryota; Metazoa; Chordata; Actinopteri; Cyprinodontiformes; Fundulidae. Gene Ontology annotation, molecular function: protein binding; zinc ion binding. The record is from RefSeq and is a predicted model, not a curated record. Bases 73 to 1512 code for a protein of 479 amino acids.
CUUGCUUCCUCUUCCCUCACUUCCUGCAGCAGCAGCGAGGUGUUGACAAACUGCCGCUGUUGGCUCGUAAACAUGGCGACCGCUGGAGCAACUGGAGACGACUUGAAGAAAGAGCUGACGUGCGCCAUUUGUCUGGACUUCUUCAAAGACCCUGUCAUACUGAAGUGCGGCCAUAAUUUCUGUCGCUUUUGUAUCUGCAUGCACUGGGAUGAAAAUGGCGGAGACUACGGGUACCAGUGUCCUCAAUGCCGGACGGUAUUCAACAAGAGGAGCUUCACCAAGAACUACUUGGUGCAGAACCUAGUGGCCAAACUGGAAGACCUGGAGCAUCUGGGCUCUGCCCCUGCUCCGUCUUCUAAGCCCGUGAAACCGGAUGGAAAGUGUGAGCAACAUGGCGAAGAGCUGAAACUCUACUGCCAAACUGAUAAGAGGCCCAUUUGUGUUGUCUGCAGGGAAUCCAGAGCUCACAGACAUCAUCAGGUGGCUCCGGUGCCAGAAGUUGUGAAUGAUAUGAAGAUGCAGUUGAAAGUGAGGUUGAUGGGGCUCAACUGGCAGAAGUCGCAAUAUGCCAAAAUUAGGACAAUAGAUGAGCGGACUAAAAAUGAAGUGCGGUUGAAGAAGCAGCGGCUGAAGGAGAAGAUCGAAGCGGAUGUAGGGGCCUUGGUCCAGUUCCUGCUGGAUGAGAGAGACUCUCUCCUGGACAGCCUGGACGCGGAGGAAGCGUCCACGUUGGCCGUCAUCGACGACAACCUGGAGUAUUGUGAGGGCGAAGCAGCCGACGUGGACAAACUCAUCGCUGAUAUUCACCAGCACAUGGGUGGGAAGACCAACUUUGAGAGCCUUGCUGAAACAUUUAAUGAAGCAAUGCAUCACAAGACUUUCUCAUCUCUUGAGCCGGUCAGUUGUACGACUGACUUCACAGACUUCUCAGGGCCCUUCCAACUCAUUAUGUGGAAGAAGAUGAUGCACGUGCUGCACACCAUGCCUCAGAACCUGACCCUGGACCCCGACACCGCUCACGCGAACCUCCUCAUCUCAGACUUUGACACCAAAGUGGAGGAGGGCUGCGUGCGCAGCCAGGAGCCGGACCUUCCGGGCCGCUUCAACCGGUUCUGCGGCGUGCUGGCCACGGCCCAGUACGCCAGCGGCCAGCACUACUGGGAAGUGGACGUCAGGGACAAAGGAGUGUGGUACCUGGGCGUGACGACCGAGUGCAGCAACAGAAAGGGCUUCGUCAACCUGACGCCGUCGGCGGGCUACUGGAGCCUGUGCCUGCAGGACCGGCUCUACGCCAACGUGGAGGACGGCCGCAUUCCCCUCGCCGACUACUGGAACUCUCCCCGCGUCGGCGUCUACCUGGACUACGACAACGGGCGCCUCUGUUUCUACGACGCCGUCACCAUGAAGAGACUUUACAUGUUCGACACCUGCUUCGCCGAGCCCGUCUACCCUUUCUUCAGCCCGGGGAAGAACGACGUCGGCAGCAGGCUGCAGAUAUGCCACUAUUAUUAACGGAGGCGUGACGAGCAGUUGCCGAGAGUCCCGACCCGCGCUUUCAGGUCAGCCCGUCGCAAAGGCGUCUUCUCAUUAGACGUUGUUGUCGUGUGCGUUUGAGCCGUCGCCUGCAGGUCCUGCAGUGAAUAUGAACUGGAUGAACGUUCUCAUCCUGGACCCCCCCCCCCCCUUCAAAAUUAGACACAAACUGUAGGCUCCCACCCCCGGUUUACUACGGUGGGGGGUUUGGAGAGGUGCUCCGCUGUUCACGUCCAGCACUGUGUCUGUGGGGAUGUUUUCAGAAGUUCUGGGCGAUUUAAAGCAUACUAAGUUUAUACUCUGAACGCCCGCUUUCUCUUGAUUCCAAGGCUCAGUUAGGCCCGCUUCUCUGGGGAUUUCAGUCGAAGUUCAGAUUUCUCGGACUAAUGGAUCGGCGAAAGUUUUACGGAAACUGUUUUAUUAAAAACAUUUUAAACCACCGUUAUUUGUCCUUGUUUGUGCCAUUUUUGCGGUAAGCAGGUAGCCUUAAGGUUUGCUUUAGAGAUGCCUAAACAAAUGUGAAACUUUUGAUCCAGCGGCAGGAACAAAGAGCUACAGGUCAAAGUUAUUUGACGUUAGGCUGUAUUCCCACGUAUUAAGCCACUUGGGAGGUUAAUGUUUUUGCUUUACACAUUCCAUUUAUAACUUGUUAUUCAAGCGCAAGAACCUGGAUUUGAGUGAAAUCAAAUGUUGGUGUUGAAUGUUGACCGUUUUUUUAUCUUCUUGCUUUUUAUGUUUUAUCUUGUUUUGAGUUGAUUACUGCUGUUCUAUAUGGCUGCAAUGUAUUUGAAUUUCCCUGUACCUUAUGAACGUUUACUGAUAUAUUUUUUUCAUUUUAUUUUUUUUUAGUUAAGUUUUUAAUGGAUGUCUUAAGUUUUUAAGUUGUGCUGUUAGGGUUCUCUAUGUUUUAUUUUGACUUUGAGUGUAAAGUCCUGAAUGUUAAAAUGGAAAAGUGUCAUGAAUUUUUUUUUUGGUCCUGAAGAAACGGCUCUGAGUAUCUGGACUUUGUGUUCCAUCUUUUUUUUUUUUUUCUUUCUUUUUUUUCUCCUCUCUUUGUGCUUUCUCCAUGACUGCAGCUCAGUGGAUUUCUUAACCCAGUUGUAUUAAAUUCAUUUCCAUAAGCAGUUUAGGAUUCUUUUGAAAUGUGUCAUAAAGUGGGACUCCUGCAUCUUGCCAAUUAUUUAAGGCUCUCACACUCUGUAUGAAUAUAUAUUCUCUUUCAUUUCAAUAAAAUCAGGAGAACACAGA